This is a messenger RNA of Haliotis rubra (blacklip abalone), 2337 nucleotides long. RefSeq lists its product as uncharacterized. The record is from RefSeq and is a predicted model, not a curated record. Lineage: Eukaryota; Metazoa; Mollusca; Gastropoda; Lepetellida; Haliotidae. The coding region runs from base 426 to 2087 and encodes 553 amino acids. The transcript has 2 exons.
UUACUGCUGUGGAAUCCGUUGGCAACACACAAUAGUCCUAGGCCAAAUGUAAGAAAUGUGCCUAUCUUUUAGGAUCUCACAGAAACAGUAAAAGUGUCAUCCAGUAAUUGGUAUGACACAUCCCACCCUCCAGAAAUUCCUUCCUGGCCACACAAUGUAUCAGGUCAUGACUUUCCACACUGCUUGACCCGCACAGACCUCAUGGCUCAGACACAGCAUCACAUGAAGACAAUUAGGAUGUAGGUUUAUAAGUAUCCUGACUGAGCUGAACAUUUUAAUUACAUGAAAACAUCGCAUUUGUAAAUUUCAUCAGUCUAUAUAGCUGAUAUAGUGUUAUGUAGUACAGCCACACAGGAAACAGCAACAAAAACCCAGAAGAUGGAGAGUGACUUCACUUGAACAAGAUUAAAUGGUCUCCUGAAUGGAUGAAGCAUAUCAACAUGAGGGUACCCACAUCUAUUCAUGCUCUACAGACACUGACAUGUGUUAGUGACACGGACACAUUAUAUUUCCCCUUUGAUGAAUUUUUGAACUUACUUAAAACAAGUAACAAUCCCGAAGACAAAGUUGUACGGAAGGACAACAUAUGGAACGAACUAAAUCGCUACAAUUAUCCAUGUACUCGGGUGAAGAAUGCAGUCAAAUAUGUAUCCUUUGAAUCCAUCAACAGAUUUUCCUUCAAUCACAUUAGUGGUAAUGAAGUGUGUGGAACUAUCUGUAAACAAGUGACUGAUGCUUUGCUCUUUGAUGGAAACAGUUCGCAAUUACAGCAAGACACUCAACCAAGAAGUACUAUACUGGGAUUGUAUCAAACAAUUGCAAGUGAUAAACUCUUUAGUGAGGAUUACAGCGCUCGCAUCUUACAGGUGUUGAACUUAUCUGAGUUAGACAUUCCAUCUCUGUAUUGUUGUUAUAAGGAUAACUUUCAGUUAGAUUCCUGGGAAAAAAUAUGUCUCUUUGAAUGGCACUUUCAUUUACAACAUCCUCAAGUUUCUGAUGACCUUUGUGAAGCUGUCAAAGCAAGAUGGACAUUUUAUGAUCAGUGCAAGCACAGUGCAGAAUUAUGUUCAAAACUACAAGCUUCAUGUCAAGAAACAAUUGAAAGAAACAAGCAGCGCAGAAUAACGUCAUCAUGUAUAAACAAUAUCAGUUGUGAAAUAUCUGGCGUCACACAUCUCGUUCAGAGUUUGGAAGAGUCUGUUUCAGAAUUGAUAAACUACAUCUCUUUUGAAAGUGUUAGAACAGUUUGUUUACCAUGCACCGAUACUUGCAAACACCUGAAAGGGGUCCAUUUGUUCAUAGAGUUAUUUGAGGAAGCUUCUUCAUCAACAGAGUUAGAUGAUGUGGCAUUCCUUCUUCAAAGAAGCAUACAUGACAAACAUAAUGUGACAGUUACACAGACUGUCUUUCUUCAUUCAAAAACAUUAGACAAUUAUAGAUGCCCAAACUGUUCAGUAAAUGGAUUCCACAGAUAUGAACUAUCACAUGAUUUCUAUGGUGGAAACCUGGGACUUUCCAUCUCAAAAGUUUCAAAUAUCAACUAUGGCGAUGACGAUGUUGAUGAGGGAUCAACAAUACAGGUUAACGGUGACAGGUAUUGUGAAAAAUGUAUAAAAGAUGUGCAAAAAUGGAUUCAUCAUCCAUUGCAUUGGAAGGACUUCAGCCUCCUCAGAGAGUGGUAUCUUUUCGUACCUCUUCCUCUUCAAAUAUUGCUUUGCCAUUUGUUUAUCAACAAGUACAGUGUUUACCUGUCACAAAAUACGCAGCAGCUGUUCCAAAAGAAGUUGCAAAGAUUGUACUGCCUAACUGACAUUGGUCUCAGUACUUUGAGUCAGAAACAUGUCGGCAUCAUAGCAGAAAUGAACACUGCUGAACUAAUCAUCAGUCAUCAAUUCUCUUCUGCAGUAUUUUCAAUAACCAGCGAGAGUGGUAUUUCACAGAGCAUACGUUCAGCUGCAAGGUGGCUACAAACAGAAGCUGAUGCAGACAAAUGCUUCUAUCAAACCUUCAUCAAGCAGUACCGUUUGUUACGGGUUAAGGGUUACGGCCUGAAUGGGAUGGGAUCCCACAUACAGUUACGAAUGUAACUUUAAUCGACAUUAUCGAAAAUAUUUUAAGACACUCUUGCUGAAAUAGUCGAUUGUACGAUUCCUUUUGUCUCAUAAGAAUGUGUUUCUGAACGGUCAAAGAGCUCCAAAUCUCGGUCACUAACAAAGCAUGAAGAAUAAUCUUUACACAGGUUGUCAGACCGUUCCGAUAUAUCACAGUUCUACACGAUCUAAAACUUCAUUCACUAGUCAAUAAUCACUAAAAUGUCUGCUUACCCUUAACAGCAAG